Molecule: messenger RNA, 2612 nt
Organism: Sorex araneus (European shrew)
Lineage: Eukaryota; Metazoa; Chordata; Mammalia; Eulipotyphla; Soricidae
Gene: LRRC38
Product: leucine rich repeat containing 38
Cellular component (GO): voltage-gated potassium channel complex
Molecular function (GO): potassium channel activator activity; voltage-gated potassium channel activity; transmembrane transporter binding
Source: RefSeq, a predicted model, not a curated record
GUCCUGGUCUUCCUCGGAGCCACAGCAGGGGGCCCUGGCAGCUGCCCGUCCGCCUCCUUGAGAUGGGUCAAGCGCGGGUGGGGCCGGGAGGGCGCGAAGACCCGCUUCUCCCGGGGCUCCCUCAGCUCCGAGCCCGCAGCAGGUGCCUCGCGCCCGUCCCCAAGCCCCCCGGGAUUGCUGCGGGCGCAGAGCCGGGAGACCCAGCUUGCACGCCCGCGGGGAUCUGGGGGUGCGCGCGGGGGCGCGAGGGCGCACGCCCGGGACACUCGCGCGGAAAACGUCCCCGGGCUCGGGAGCGCUGCCCGACAGGUCUCGUCGGCGGGUCUCCCCGUUUCGGGGGCCGGGGGAACGGCGCCCGGCCGCUGCCCCCCGGGCUCUGGCGGCGGGUGCCUUGCCGGUCCCUCGCCCCUCCCUCCGCGCCGCUCCCCCGCCCGCCGCCAGUCCCCGCCGCCCAGCGCCCGAGCUCGCGGGGGACACAGGCGUCGGCGUGGCCAUGCGCCCCCCGCGCCGCCCCCCCGCGCUCCCGCCGGCGCUGCCGCGGCGCUCGGGCUCUGCUGCCUCCUGCUGCUGCCCGGCCCGGGGCGCCCGUGCCCCGCGGGCUGCGCCUGCAGCGACCCGCACACCGUGGACUGUCGCGACCGCGGGUGCCCAGCGUGCCCGACCCCUUCCCCCCUGGACGUGCGCAAGCUGCUGGUGGCCGGCAACCGCAUCCAGCGCAUCCCCGAGGACUUCUUCAUCUUCUACGGCGACCUGGUGUACUUGGACUUCAGGAACAACUCGCUGCGCUCGCUGGAGGAGGGCACGUUCAGCGGCUCGGCCAAGCUCGCCUUCCUCGACCUCAGCUACAACAACCUGACCCAGCUGGGGGCCGGCGCCUUCCGCUCGGCGGGGAGGCUGGUCCGCCUGAGCCUGGCCAACAACCGCCUGGCCGGCGUGCACGAGGACGCCUUCGAGACCCUCGAGUCGCUGCAGGUCCUGGAGCUCAAUGACAACAACCUGCGCAGCCUCAGCGUGGCCACCCUGGCCGCACUGCCCGCGCUGCGCACCCUGCGCCUGGACGGGAACCCUUGGCUCUGCGACUGCGACUUUGCCCAUCUCUACACCUGGAUCCAGGAGAACGAGUCCAAGCUGCCCAAAGGCCUGGAAGAAAUCCAGUGCUCGCUGCCCAUGGAGAACAGGAGGGUGUUCCUGCACGAGCUCUCCGAAGCCAGCUUCAGCGAGUGUAAGUUCAGCCUCUCACUCACGGACCUGUUCAUCAUCAUCUUCUCGGGAGUGGCCGUGUCCAUUGCUGCCAUCAUCUCCAGCUUCUUCCUGGCCACCGUGGUGCAGUGCUUCCAGAGGUGCACCCCCAACAAGGACACUGAGGACGAUGAUGAGGAUGAGGAUGACUGAGACGCUCCUCCCAUUCCUCGCCUUCUAGUGCCCAUGUUGGGGGCUGCCUUCGAAAAGAGACGGAAAGGCUGAAAGAGAAAAAAGGAAUAAAAAAAAUCCCCACUAGUGCCCAGGGCAGCCCUUGCUUCGGGACCGGCUGCCCUCCUCCCCCAAGAAACCAGUGGGACCUGUCAUCUCGGAGUUUAGGUUCUGCAGAGCAGAGAAGCCCAGGAAGAGUGCCUGGAGGAAGCCCUGCCUCCAAGUUCUAGGUGUGUGUGUGAGGGGAGGUAAUGGCCAAAUCAGGUUCAGAGUUGCCAGCUGAGAAGCAACCCGGGGAACGUGAGGCUUGUGGCACAACAGAGCAGAGACCAUCCUGGGCUCCCCGUGUCUCACCUGCACUGGGAAACCAGACACGCCUUCUCGCUCUGUAGGUGCUGCAUUUCAGACAGUGGAGUUGCAUGUCCAGGCCCCUCUCCUCUCUCUGGGGGUGUGAUUUUUAUUUCCCCCUUUUGGCUUCAGCAGCAUUGGGAUAUCAUGCAGAGAGCAAACUUACUUUCGGGUAAAAUGGUUCCUAAGAAACAGUCAAGAACUAGCCAAGGGAUGCUUGCUGUUUGAUCUUGGCGAGUGGGCUGGGGCAACCUUUGUCAAUGGAACUCAAAUCUGAUCCAUCGCCUAAAAAAGUAGCAGCUCACAGAAGCCCUCUGUUCUGUUCCGACAACUGGGAAGACUCUGCUUAGAGUCACUCUUCCCUUCGAAGUCCUGCCAGCCACCUGGUUUUCUUCUUGUGUCUGCCACUCCACCUGCCCUGAGGAUCUUCUGCGUACUUCCUGUGCUGGCCCCGUGUCCCUCUUGUCAUCUGCAUUUGCGCCAAACUUUCCCAGAGGCCAGCAUUCCAAUAGGCAAGUUGCAUCAGACCAACAAAAUGUGAAAGCAAAUGAACAAUCUGGGACGUGGCUUCUAAAGAGACCUUUGGUGGUGGCCUGAGGGUGGGUGUGACAUUUCUUUGGAGCAUGGGCUGCGACAGGCAGUGUUUUCCAGGAGGUGGAAUGCAACCCUUUUGCAUUUAUCAGUGACAGUGUGAAGCAAUGUCAUACGGGUUAAUGCAAACUGACAUGUGUUCGUGGCUCUGGGCCUUGUUGGGGCUGAGAACUUGAAUGAGGGGUUUAAGAGAAACCUUUGGGAUAGUCUGGGAAGCACCUCUCCUUGUUUCUCAAAUAUAUUCCUUUUGUUUCCUUUGUUCA